Messenger RNA from Ophidiomyces ophidiicola, 768 nucleotides. RefSeq lists its product as uncharacterized. Lineage: Eukaryota; Fungi; Ascomycota; Eurotiomycetes; Onygenales; Onygenaceae. The coding region runs from base 1 to 768 and encodes 255 amino acids. The record is from RefSeq and is a predicted model, not a curated record. The transcript is spliced from 2 exons.
AUGAAAAUCUACACUCUUGACGGUGCUAUCAACGCGUUUUUCAGCGCACAAAUCUCACCCACUCGACAGGAAUGUGACGACCUUGCAGCAGAAAUCGUUCGAGGCCCGGUGUAUCCGUUGUCAAUCCAAGGGUGUUUUAGCUAUACUGUUUCGACCAAGGGUGAUGAAGAAAACAAAAUUGUUCAAUUCCGCGUCAGUCACUCCCCACUUGAUGUUGGCAUCAUCCAGUUAGCACAAGAAAUCCAUGGCAAUGUUGUACCACCCACUCAGUACUAUGGUGAAGUCGGGAGUGGUCCGACGGCACCCCUCCAGAUCUACAUCAUUAAAAAGCUAUCCGGGAUAACCUGCAUCGACAUGGUCCUCCAGUACCAGCGCAACCCCUCCUGCUCAAUGCCGAAGCUGAGAAUAAUCCAGGAUCUCUCACGAUACUUCGCAUCAGCUUGGCUCCACCCCCAAGACGUGCCACAAGCAAAGCGAAAAGAAAAUCAAGAACAGAUCUCGAAAAAGCCAUUCGUUCUCAAUUCCGCCUUGCCCCCACGCUAUUGUACUUUGAUAUCAUCUCUACAAGCUGACCUGCAUCAACUUUAUUCCCCCAUCUACCCUCAAGUUCUCACCCAUGGAGACCUCAAUGCCAUGAACACCCUUGUGAUGCCUGUGACUGGCCAGAUUUCUGGUCUUGUGGAUUGGGCUGAAGCAAGUAUACUGCCCUUCGGAAUGGGACUCUACGGCUUGGAAAUUAUGCUUGGAAAUAUGGAUUCUCAAGGGUAG